Messenger RNA from Python bivittatus (Burmese python), 4453 nucleotides. RefSeq names its product CTD small phosphatase 2 (gene CTDSP2). The record is from RefSeq and is a predicted model, not a curated record. Lineage: Eukaryota; Metazoa; Chordata; Lepidosauria; Squamata; Pythonidae. Gene Ontology annotation, molecular function: RNA polymerase II CTD heptapeptide repeat phosphatase activity.
UUGUUUAUCCGGAGGGAGAGGACUGGAAACCGCCUGCGCCCCAUUUCCUCGCGCGCGCGCGUGUGCGAGAGACGGCGUGGGGCUGCCCCCCACCUUUGCUUCAGCCCUGGAUUCUCCAUGUUGGACCCGAUCUGAGGAGCACCUCCGCUGCCGCCGUUGCACGCAGCUUACUCCGAGGCUUUGCAACUGAAGGAGGAGCGGGCGGGCGGGCUGCUGCUCCAUCGCGCGCGCUCCUUCUCUUCCUCCCCCCCUCCUUGGAUAUUUCCCUCCUCCCAACUCAAGGAUCCCCAGGGUCUGAGGGAUUGUUAGAUGGAAAGCCGGUCUAUCAUCACCCAAGUGCAGAGGGACGAAGCCUUGGUGUUUUCAAAACAAGUGUUGGUGUCCAAAUCCUCCCCGAAGAAGCCUCGUGGCCGGAGCAUCUUCAAGGCUCUUUUCUGUUGCCUUCGUGCACAGAAUGUUGGGCAGACAGCCUUUGGUGCCAAUCAUGGGCUGCACAAGGAAGAGACAAACACCAUUGCCAAGUCUGAUCUGUUGCAGUGUCUUCAAUACCAGUUUUAUCAGAUCCCUGGAACAUGUCUUCUCCCUGAGGUGACUCAGCAAGACCAGGGCCGAAUCUGUGUGGUGAUUGACCUGGAUGAGACCUUAGUGCACAGUUCCUUCAAGCCAAUCAACAAUGCUGACUUCAUUGUGCCGGUUGAAAUAGAGGGAACAACCCAUGAGGUGUAUGUGCUGAAGAGACCAUUUGUAGAUGAAUUCCUGAGGCGGAUGGGGGAGCUGUUUGAGUGUGUGCUGUUCACUGCCAGCUUAGCUAAGUAUGCUGACCCAGUAACUGACCUUCUGGACAAAUGUGGAGUCUUCCGGGCCCGCCUCUUCCGGGAGUCGUGUGUGUUCCACCAGGGAUGUUACGUUAAGGAUCUUAGCCGGCUGGGCCGUGAUCUGCGCAAAACCCUGAUCCUAGACAAUUCUCCAGCCUCCUACAUCUUCCAUCCAGAGAACGCGGUGCCAGUCCAGUCUUGGUUUGAUGAUAUGACAGACACAGAGCUGCUGAACCUGAUUCCUGUGUUUGAGGAGUUGAGUGAAGCGGAGGAUGUCUACACCAGCCUCGGCCAGCUAAGGGCACCCUAAUUUUCCUAGUGCUGUGGCCACUGGGGAACUACUUUUUUUCACUCUGUGCCUUCACUAUUGGCCAGGAGGGAAAGGGAACAGUGCAAUUGCUCCCCAUCACCCUGCCACAAGGCAGAUACAAGCACUUUGGAGGCAAUAACCUGCCUGGCUGCCUUCUGUGCAGUGCCAGAGCAGUUUCCAACCAGGGUAUGGCUGGAUGCUAGAGCUUCUAGCCUUUCCACCAAGAGCAGGGACAUCCAAAAUAACCCCACCCCAUUCCCAAUAGUGCUGGUAUCUAUGCACUGCAAGGCACCCCAACAUUUAGGGGACCCUUCCCUUCCCUUCCCUUCCCUUCCCUUCCCUUCCCUUCCCUUCCCUUCCCCCCAGCCCAAGGCAAUGCCAAAUGAUUUGGAUGGAUUCUUUAAAAGGUAGAUCCUUCUCACUUGCUUUUACAUAUUCUUGGCAGUGCUUCUUAUUCAGGACACAGCCCCCAGGCUAAAAUAUUUGGAGACUUCUCAUCUCUUGGCAGGGAGUCAGGAUGGCCGCCUCCACGCUCCCAGAUACUUCUGUUCUAGCCUGAUCUCCUGAUGUUGGAUCCUCUGAAUUUCCUGGAUUUUUUUUUUUUUUGAAGGAGUUGCUUUCUUUGCCUUCAAGAUGUUUUAUGAAGCUGCCCUUGCUUCAUACCUCUGGUUCCAGGCCUUGGCCUAAUUGCCCUGCUGGCUUUGGGAAGCCCUUUCCCUUGUGCGUGUUCAUUUGUUUCAACAUCCUGUCUUGCAGUUGUGUUUUUCCUCUGUUGAAAGGCAAGACAUAGAAAACCCUUUGCAACAACCCUCUAACCCUAGUAGCACAUAGCGUUAGUGAGGACAAAGCUAGCCAGCCCCACCAAUGCCACACUCCUUAUUUGCUCAAAGAUAGUGUUCCUGCACUUGAUUUGCUUUUUGGGGGCCAGGUGACUUCAUUGCCUUAAACUGCACCCAGUUAGGAGGCUGCCAUAUUAAUAGGGUGCCUAGCCUCAACCCAGUUCUUCCACCAUCUUCCAGCGUGAAUGCUUGCCUGAAAGAUGGAAGGAUUUUGACGUUUGUCCCCUGGUGGUUUUACCUCGUCUGAUGAUGCUGAAGGCAUAACUUGACUUCCCACUCAGGAUUUGCUCUAGAAUCCAUCAUUAUAACUUGACAGUCCUUAGCCCCUUGGAUGGUGACAGUGAGUUGGGGAUGAGUCUGUUAGAAGCUAGGAGAUUUUCCAUGUAUGCACAAGCCUGCUUCAUGUCAUUUGCCUUAACAACUGCCUUCUUGUCUCUGUACUGCAGCUGCUUGACAGCAAGCAACUGUGCCUCUUCUGUGUGGCCUCUCCUAUUCCACCCUCCCCAAAUGCAUUUUCAGCUGGUUUCAGCUCCAAGCAACCAAAAGUAGUUGGAGUUUUUUGUUAAUAUUUAUAUUGCAGGGAGCUGCCCAUGGACAUUGUUUUUUCUCUUUGUACUUCCUAGUGUUACGGUCCUCUGUCCUUUCUAACUGUGCCUGACAUACUGUGAACGUGUGUUUUUCAAGUGCCACUGAGAGCAGGGGCAACCAAAUGCCAGCUUGCUUUUCUCCUUUUCCCCACCAUCAGCAAUAUACUGCAAGGGACUGUGUUUAGCCAUUAUAGGGCUGGCAGGAAAAGGGGUGGAGUCCAUCGGGCUCUUUUUAAAAAAAUUGGUGCUGCCUUAUUGGUUAAGGGGUGGCGGGCAAGUUGCAGGUCAUCUCAUCACCUCAGGACCAAAGCUUUGAGCUCUGCUGUUGGUUGACCAGCCAGUUGUUAGCCUGACCAAUUUGUUACUUGAUGUUUUCAUCCUUGUUUUAGUGUGCUGAUUGGUUUUCAGUGGAGUCGUGAGGCCGUGUGUGCACGAUUAGCCAAACUUCAGUCAGUGCUUGAGAGGGGGGUGCUGUUCUCCCCAAUAGUUCCCUGGCCUCAUUAUCCUGGGCCUUUUGGAUCUUUCCUGCUGAGGGUCCAGAUUCUGUGUUUGGGGGAGGGCAGGAGGGGGUAAGUUUCCAGCAAGGAAGUUCCCUCCCUCCCUUGCAGUUCAGUCAGCUGCUGCUUCUCUCCGCGCACAAGCCGGGAGAUGCUGUUAAACUUUGCAAAGUUAAUGAAGGUUGAAAAGAACAAAACCUUUGUUUUCCCUUCCUGGUUGGGGCUAUUCUCACAGCUUGGUCUUUGCUCUGUGUCAGCAGAAGACUAAUUGCCUCUCUUUUCCUUCCUUCCUCCUUCUCAUACCAGCAGCUGUCCCAGCCCUUUCUUCAAGAUGAAACUGGUUCUAGCCUUUUGUUGGACUGAGGUUCAGAUGCUGCCACCUGAAGGGGGCGGGGGGCGGGGAGAAAGAAAGCCAAUUCCCAGCAGCCUCAGCCAGUAUGGUCAGUGGUGAAAGAUGCUGGGGAUUGUGGUCAAGCAGCACCUGGAGGGCUGCAGGUUUCCCACCCCUGCUGUAACCAGCGAUACCUGGUUUCUUCCCUCCCCCAAGCCAGCAAAACAUGCUCUACAUUUGCUGUAGAAUCUUUUUUUUGUUUUGUUUUAGCCUUAAAGAGGACGGGAUUAAGAUGAGAGGAAGGCAACCCUUGUAUUCUCCUCACUAAAUUGCAGCGGGCAACAUCGCAGUCCUUGUGUGGAGGGAUCUGCAUGAAAUGAGCUUGAUCCAAAAGAGGUAGACUUGGUUUUACCAAGUUGGGGGAAGAAACGGGUUGCGGAGAGUCAUGUGGGCACGGUGAUGAAUCCCCUUGGACAAUCCUGGGUGGAGCGGGAAACGGUGGUUGUAGGACUUCAGUCUGUACCGCCACCUGCCCUGUUGCCCCUGAAUGCUCAUGCCCACUCUGCGUCAAGAUUGUAAAUCAUGUUUUAGAGCCAUAAGGAUUCCUGGGUCCAAACUACCAUUUUGGGAUCGUGCCUUGAUUGAACCCAGUGGUUAAUGAGGGUAGAACUUCAGCCACGAGGCGGCCCCAGCACUUUACCAGGGCCGUGCCUUUAAUGGCUGCCCCACGUACUGACUUCACUAAAGACACAAACACACAUAAAUCUACACCCACUUGUUAUGGUACCUUUUACAUCCAGUCAUGUUUGGUGCUCCCAUUUCAUACAAGAAGUGGAAGCUGUUGGCUUUUGAAGAACAAGAGCCCCCGGCUUCCCCUACUCAUUAAACUGUACAAAUUUAUCACAUGUCCUCACUUGCUGGGUUUUUGUUUUGUUUUUUUGUUUUGUUUUUAAUGUUUUAAUUGAAAAAAAAUCCCAAAACUUGAAGCUGGCACUUGUUGCCAUUAUGAACUCUUUCUAUUUUUGGAAUCUUUGUAUUAACUGCAAUUAAAGAAAUAAAAAGAGAGCAAAUGUG